CUUUAAACAACAUGGCGGCGAAAACAAACAACAUGUGCCAAGGGGAUUUUAAAAACGUUAAAGCUUGAAGAUAAAGUCAUUCAGAUAAGGCGAUGGCUGAGCUUGGAAUGGUUAAUGUAUCAAUGGAGUUUGACAGUCAGGAAGAGAGGGAGGAACACCCAUGUGAUAUAUGCCAUGUAUCCUACACAACAGAUGUGGAACUGAGAGAUCAUCACUGGUCUUUAAUGCAUCAUAUUAAGAUGGAAAAACAGAAAAAGGGUAGUGUUCACAACUGCACUCUGUGUUUCAUGACGUGUGCCAACAUCAUAGAAUACGGCAAGCAUCUGAACGAGGAGAAACACAAGCGGGCAAUUGAGGACAGCCGGCGACAGCGGGAGGAGGAGGACCUGUUGAUGGGGAGGGACGUCCUGAUGGCCCGCAUCAGGGAGAAAGAAGAAAGGGAGAGGAAAAAAUAUCAGAACAAACAGAUAAACAAUGAAGAAAAGAAGAAUGGGGACAAUAAUUUGUCAGAUCCUGAAGCAAAAAAGAACAAACAUGUUGGCAAACGUCGAAGUGAAAGACUUAACAACCGAAAUAAUGGGACUGGUCACCAGAGGUCCUUCUCUCUCCCGGGACGGAAUCCUGGGCAACAGUACAGACACCCACCCUGGGAGCACCAGGCACACAAUGAUGAUUUUCAUGUAGACCGAACAGGAAGUAACUUUGUGGAGCCCUCUAGGGGCCAGUGGAAUGGAGGCUAUGGCAAUUACCAAGAGAAUCAGUGGAAUCGGAAUAUGGGCUUCCAAAAGUUUGGAGCACACGCUCCAAAUCAGAAUUUCCACCAACCUUAUCAUGAUAAUGGAGCAUACAAUAUGCAUGGUCAGUAUGAAAGUAAUGGCUGGACUAUAGACAGAAGAGGAAUGAGAGAUGAUAGGGGACAAGGCCACUACAGGAAUCAAUAUAAUGAUGAUUUCUAUACUGACCCAAACUCUCCCUAUGUGUUGGAGAAUUCUGGAUUUCCUGAAAGGAGUUGGCAGUAUGGAGAGCCAUCUGGGAGAUACCAAGACAAUCACUCAGGGAGAGGAAGAAAUCCCAACAGAUGGAGUAGAAAUAAUUCACCAAGGGAAGAUACUAGAACUCAUGGCUUCAGAAAUGGAAAUGUUAGGAAUACAGCAAAUGUACCCAGGGACAGUCGCCAACCAGCUAACAAUGUACAAGCUAAAAAUGAAAGUGUAUCUAAUUCUAAGAAAAAUGGAAGGCCUCAAGAGAAAAAUGGAAGACCUCAAGAGAAAAUUAAUGAAAUGCAUUUAGAUGUAAGAUCAAAGGUCAUAGAUGAUGAAGUUACUUUUUCUUUCAAGAAACCAACAAGUCCAAAAAGUGAGAAAUAUAUUGAAAGUAUAAGAGAAAGUAGAAAUAGGUCAGAAAGCUGUGAAAAAGUAGCUAAUAAACGAAGGCGAUACAAUUCACCAUCACAUUCCCAUGAACCCACAAGCAGGCAAGAUAAAGAUUCUAAGAAUACUCACAUUAGAUUUGCUGAUGAGGAGAUUACAGGAAAACCUUUCCAGCAUUUUGAUGAAGCAGAUAGUACCACUAGCAGUGGAGACAAGGAGGAGCUGUCCAGUGGCUCAAGUGGAAAGAAAGGGAGUGGGGGGAGCAAGGAGAGAAAAAAAGGCAUAUUAAAGAAAAAGAAGAAAAAUGGAGGUAAAGGAUCACCUCUGGGAUCUCCCAAAAGGUCAAAUAGAAAAGGGCGGGAAGAUAAGGGAGGGGAGGGAGUGUUAGAAAAGGCUGAAAAACUGUGUAGAGAACUCCGAGAAAAGCGGGAAAAGGCAAAACUUGAGAGGGAGAGGAAAAUGAAGUUAGAACAACAAGAAAAGCUGGACAACAUUAAUCAGGAAUUGAAAAACCUGCAAGAUAAGAGUCAGGAAUAUGUUAAAGGACACAUUUUAACAGAAGAAAUGAAGCUACCAGAUGCACCCAGUGCUAAAGAAAAUACAGAAAAAGAAUCUAGUCAUGGUAAAAGUACUAACCUAAGUCAGCCCAACAAAGAAAUUGAGAAAAUAAGGCAGAGCAUUGAGAAAAGUGUACAGAGUGUCAACGAAAUAGAUAAGCUUCAGAGUUCGUUAGGACUGGAAAGAAGUUCUGGAAAGAAAGACAUGAGCAGUAGCACAAAUAAAUCAGUAUCAGUGAAUUCAGAGAAAUCGGGGAAAGAUUCUGUCAGGAAAGAAACCUCGACAAAACCAGACAGUGUUGAAACAAGGAAGCCAGGACUCAGAGAAGAAAUCAGUUCUGCAUCGUCCAAAAAACCUAAAGAAAAGCCAAACACUGAGGCUCUGUUAAAAAUGGUGAAUUCUCCAAGGUCAAGGAAGGAGAGGAAACAGUUGGCUGAAAUGAUAAGGUCUUAUGCUCAGUCUCAGAAGAAGUUGUCAUUGCCUCGGUACAAUCUCCAGUUGUCAGGGAGUUAUGAUGACAAUCUCGAUGGUAGAAUUGAGGAGCUGAGAUUAGAAGAACUGUCCCCUGAAGUACAGAUACAGAUUGCUCAGCUCAUGGAAGCAGAAGCCACCCCUGACCUAAAUGACCUGGAGAUGGCAUUAAUGUCCAGUUCAGAGAAGAGAAAAAGUGGAAGAGGAAAAUCAGGAAAAGAUGAUGGUAUAGCAGUGCCUAAUUCCGUAGCUUCAGCAAGAGAUCAGCAUCAUGGAUUGGAAAGAGUGCUACAGGGCACUUCAAAAGAAAGACAGAGGACACUGUCUACAGACUCUGAUAGAACUGGAACCACAUUGAGAAGGAGAGAAGAUUCAGCACAGCCUUUGAAAUUUAGUGACCUUUCUACAUCUGUUAUGACAAAAACUGAACCCAUGGAUUUGGAGUAUGAGAAAGCAGCUCAAAUACCUUCUAGGAGUCCAGACACAAUGGCUAGUCAUGUGACUUCUACCACAAAUCUUGGGGAGACUGAAAAAUCUAUACAAACACAUAAUGUCUCAGUACCCAGAAUGCCUCAGUUUUCAGAUCAGCUUCCUCGGAGAUCAUCAACACAAAUGGAUGCUGCUCUGCCCAGUCUGUCAGGUUCUUUGUCAUCUCUGGAGAGUGGUCGGUCCACAGAGAGUUUCUUUGACACGGUGUAUGACAUAAGCGUUAAGGAGGAAGCCCUGCGGAAAGACCUGACAGAAGCCGACCAGUUUAUUCAGUAUUUCAGGAAUGUGAUAGAGGAGGCCUCCAUUCAACUGAACCGUUACAAUGAGAAAAAGCUGCGGUUGCAGACUGAGGAAGAGAAGCUCCGUAGCCAGAGACUGAGACUUCUUCAAGAAGCCAGACUCCAGCAGAGAUCUGGGCAGUCAACACCUCAGCUCUCGGAGUUUGAAGACCAACCUAGGGGUCAAGGUCGAGAGGAUACCGGGACGGUCACAAACCCAGGUCACAGUUCUCUGACUCCUGCCCCCAAGGUAUCGUCCAAAAAUGACCCUCACUCAAGUACUUUGUUAAAUGUUUUGAAUCGUAACCAGCGUCUAGAGCCAGAACGCGAUAGACAGGGUUUUGGUUCUUCGUUUGGCACUGCUAACUCCCCAGUUCAAGCUAACCUCAAUCACCCAGCUUCUGAUUCCAUUCUUGCUCAGUUGAGAAAUUUGUCCUCAAGUCUGCAACAGGAAACUAUUUCCAUGGAGACUGAGAAUAAAUUAGAUUUUAGUUUACCCAGGGAUUUGGGUUCUAUUAAAAAGGAACCUGAAGAAUUGUAUAUAAGUCCUGAUAGUGUUACCUCAACUCAGGGAACUCAAGGUGGUAUACCCACCCAGAGCAAAGAUCAACCAGGUAAUAAAGAAGACAGCAGAGUCAAGUUAGGAGCAGUUAGAGGCAGUCCAGACAGUCCUGUACAGAAAACAACAAUCAUGAGUGAGCCAGCAGCAGCUAGAAAAGUGACAGACACUAACUCUCUUCCACCAAAACCUGUAAAAUCAACUAAACCCCCAGUGAACAAAAAGCCAGAGAGUUCUGAUUCAAAGACUAGCACAGAUGUAGCUCACAGUACGGAACUGAGAGAUGCAGGGUUCAUAACUCUGAAUUCCUUGAUCAAAACAUCAAACCUUACAGAGGAUAUAGACUCUGAUGACGAACCUCUGGCAAAUGUGAUGAGGCGACAAAGGCAGGAUUCGUUGAGAUCAGAAGACAGUCAGAAGAGAUGCGAGAGUGACGACAGCGCCAGCGACGGGAAGAAGUUCAACAUGCGAUACAUGGGGACACUGGGUGUGGACAGCAAGGCUUUUCUGACUCAGCUAGGAAAAUGUCAGAGUGGCAGCAAACCUCAGGGCCCUUCUUAUGUGGUUCUGGACAAAGACACAGAUGCUUACCAACAGAUUCAAUCUCUUAUUAAAGGAGGGAAAAACGACAAGGAAAGUUCAGGGACAGCUUCUGCUGCUGUGGAAAAGAAGACGGCAGAUAGAGGGACCAAGAGUCUGCGGGGGGGACAUGUCAGUGAUUCUAAUUACGAAAGUGUGAAUAGUAACUGCUCGCUCGGUGAACAAAUCAAACAGUAUGCAAAUCUGAACAAGAAAGGGGCAAAGAAGAAGUCCGAGGAGAAUGUCGUGGUUGUGAAUUCUGAUUCGGACAGUGAAAGAAGUGAUAGAACGCUUCAGGAGGACCCCGCCCUUCUGAGUGAUAGCUGUACCCCGGUCAGGAUGGUCAAGUCCUGCUCCAGCGGACUACAGAACCUAAACCUAGACUCCAGCCCACAGCUUGCCACAAACCAGCACACUCGCGUCAGAAGGGAAGAGGAGCAGACAGUGCGAUCAGCAGACGAGAGCCGAAGCACAUCACCAUUCAGGAAGAAGUUGAGGACCAAAAAAGAGAGGGACAGAACUUCCUCAAGGAAACAGAAGGAAGACUAUGUCCUAGAUUCCAGCUCUGAUGGAGGACACUCAGUAGAUGAGGAUAGUGUUCCAAAGAUAACGGAAAUUAAACAGCAACUGGUAUUUAAGUCCCUCAGUAAUAUCCCAGCAGCCCUGAGGGCCGAGGGACUAGAUUCUGAGGAGGCGGGGCUCGUAGAGACGGGGUCAGAGGACACAGAUCAGGUGGUUUGUGUCAAGCAGGAAGUGGUGUUAACGGACCCACAGCGCCGCCUACUGGAGGACGUACAGCUGGAAUCGGAGUCGGAGGACAAUCGACAGUUGGCCGUAGAGGCCCGGGAGAGGCUGUCCCUUGACAAAGAAGUGAUGGAGAACUUCAGGAAGGCUGUGGAGAACAUGAAGUCGACCUUGGGCCUGUCUGCUCUUCAGACCCCUGAGGACUUAUUCCUACCCACCGUGAGGGACCCUGUCCAGUUCCCGGGGCCGAAGGAAGUUAUCUCUGGCCUGGAGGUGCAUGAUGGGUCCCUGUAUGUCUCGUACCAAGGCAAAGUCAUCAACAAGUUCAACCUUCAGACUGGUAAGUUGGACUUUGAAUUCAAUACAAUGAGUCACGAUGUGAGCUGUAUCCUGGUGUCCAAGACCACAGACCGACUGUACGUGGGGGCGAAUGAAAUGAUGCUUCUCUCUUAUUGCUGCAAGACUAAGAGGCCAAUUAAGGUUGAACCAACUGAAGGAAAACCACAGUGCUUCCACGAAAACUGGGGAAAUCUCUACAUGGGCACAGACUGUGGAACUGUUGUUGUGAUGUCUUUAAAGAAUGAUAAAGUCCUUGACACAUUCCACUGUGCUGACCGAUCUAUUAGCCGAAUCUGCUCUGCCACAGAGGGUGUUCGAAGAGUGAUUCUGGUGGCCUCCUUUGAUGCUAUUAUCUAUGUGUAUGACAGCAGUACUGGUUUACUGAUCCGAAUGUUGGAGGGUCACACUAGAACUCCCUUCUCCCUGCAGGUUGAUGGUCACCUAGUGUUUAGUGGAUCCGGAGACAAAACUGUGAUGGAACACAAUAUAUCAACAGGUGAGCUGUUGUGGACAUACACAGAGGCUGGGGGAAUUGUGUCGUGUGUCUGUACCCAUGGUGACCAGCUGUUCUGUGCCUCGUAUGACCGACUCAUCCGAUGUUACAACAAAACAAAUCGAAAGUUGCAGCGGCUUUAUUAUGGUGCAGGGGCAGAGGAUGGACUAAUCAUCAGAAUGACAAUCUGUGAUGGAAUGUUAAUCACAGGAAACAGACAAGGGCUGGUGGAGGCGGUGCCAAUCUCACAAGACAACCACACCUGUCAGUGUGGAGACUGUGAUUUUAUUUUUGCUGUGAAAAGCCAUCUCUUAUACCAUGUGGUGCACUGUCAUAUGUUAAACAAUGUCCGGUCUGGAAAAAAGACUUCAUGUCCGUGGAAGAACUGUAAAGACAAAUUUAAAUCUACUGCCACAAAAGAGGAAUUUGAGGAGCAUGUCUCUUUACAUGUCUACUAGAAGUAAUUUUGAGUCUCUCCAUGUCAACAGCAAUGUGAUUGCCUCACGUGAUAUUUCCCUGUCAGACAGUACUGUUAUGGGAUUGUAUACUUCUGUUAACAGCCAAAAUGUAUACUUCUGUUAACAGCCAAAAUGUGCUCAGUCAUUUGUGAUGUCUAGUAUUUUUACAAGCAUUUAUUUUUGGACUUUUUUUUCAAUGCAUGUACAUGUAUGGGUAUACAUGUACUUGUAUUUCACGAUACAUAUUAUAUACAUGUAUAUUGUUUAGAAAGUUUUCUCUUUUGAGGAUAUUUUCGUAAAAUGUUUGUACUGUUUGAUCUGUAUGGGCAUUUAGUUCUGUAACUUUUUGUUCAAGUGGUUUUACAAGAUUUAUCCCUGAAAAAUAUGGACUUGUUGGCACUAAUCAAUAUCUUUUACAUUAAAAAUAUUUUUGAAAAGUCA
Molecule: messenger RNA, 6779 nt
Organism: Magallana angulata
Lineage: Eukaryota; Metazoa; Mollusca; Bivalvia; Ostreida; Ostreidae
Product: zinc finger protein 106-like
Exons: 20
Coding region: 93-6338 (2081 amino acids)
Cellular component (GO): membrane; cytosol
Molecular function (GO): RNA binding; SH3 domain binding
Source: RefSeq, a predicted model, not a curated record